This is a messenger RNA of Haliaeetus leucocephalus (bald eagle), 979 nucleotides long. It is a transcript of the gene CNPY2, whose product is annotated as canopy FGF signaling regulator 2. NCBI's taxonomy places the organism in Eukaryota, Metazoa, Chordata, Aves, Accipitriformes, Accipitridae. The record is from RefSeq and is a predicted model, not a curated record. The transcript is spliced from 5 exons. Bases 50 to 604 code for a protein of 184 amino acids. Gene Ontology annotation, cellular component: endoplasmic reticulum.
UGCUGGAGCUGCCCGUGCCCACAGGUUGCCCAGCAGCGGAGCCGUGAGGAUGAGGGGCUGGAUCCCACCCGCGCUCUGCCUGGCCGCGGCCCUGGCUGUGCUGCUCCCCACUGCCUGCGCCCGCCGGAGCCAGGACCUGCACUGCGGAGCGUGCCGGGCACUGGUGGAUGAGCUGGAGUGGGAGAUCGCCCAGGUUGACCCCAGGAAAACCAUCCAGAUGGGCUCCUUCCGGAUCAACCCCGACGGCAGCCAGUCAGUCGUGGAGGUGCCCUAUGCCAGGUCAGAGGCACAUCUGACGGAGCUGCUGGAGCGGGUGUGUGAGAAGAUGAAGGAAUACGGAGAAAAAGUGGAUCCAUCCACACACCGGAAGAGUUAUGUCCGGGUGAUCUCCCACGACGGGACCAAGAUGGACCUCUCCGGGGUCAAAAUCGAUGGAGACGUGGCUUCUAGCCUGAAAUUUGCGUGUGAGAGCAUCGCCGAGGAGUAUGAGGACGAACUCAUCGAAUUCCUUUCCCAUGAGGCCGACAAUGUCAAGGACCGGCUUUGCAGCAAGCGGACGGACCUGUGCGACCACGCACUCCACAUCCCACAUGACGAGCUGUGACGCAGACGGUCCCGGUGGCCUCGCGGGACCAGGACAGCACCGGGCUCUCUCUGGCCGUCCCCUACCUCUUGGUUCACCUCGUCCCCACUGACCCUGCUGGGAUGGGCAGACGUGCCGGGGAAGACCGUGGCUCCGGAGCCGGCACAGACGCUGCCUCACCCCCACUGGUGCUCUCAUCCUAUUUAUUCACUGUCCGUCCGCUGCAGCCACGGUGCCAGGGGCACCAGCACGCCGGCUCUGCUCCCUGACGGGGCAGCCACGGGGGCCGGGGCCACAUCCUCGCUCCUGCUGGGACGUUCCUGCGGGCACACUGCCAGCCCGGGUUCUUCCUCAGCCGCUGCCGGGGGACACAGCGGGGGAUACCGGGGCUCAGCC